UGCAGCAGUGACAGUAUGUGUUCACUAUGAGAUAACGAGACUUACUGCACACGGAGAAGAGUCGAUGUGGAACAGGGCUGGAUUUGAGAUCGCUGCUCAUGUUGAGACAGUAUGAGUGAAAGAGUGUUUGUGCGUUUCAAACAUACCUGUUCGGAUCAGAGCAACUGUGUGGGAUUUCCAGGAAUCGGUUGAUCAGAGUGCUUAAUUACUUUGCAUUUGUUGACCUGUCCACACUGCUAUGAGGAGCCUUUGAUCAACCACAUGAUGGAUCUAUCGGUCAAUAUCUCCAUCAGCAGGGAUGGAUCUGACCCCCCCUCUGUCCUGCCAUCCAGCAUGUCCAUUGAUAAACUCUUCCCUGCUCUGCUUGAAUGUUUUGGGAUCAUUCUUUGUGGAUAUGUUGCCGGCCGUGCAAACAUCAUCCCGGCUACACAAGCCAAAGGACUGGGCAACUUUGUGUCUAAAUUUGCGCUGCCUGCUCUGCUGUUUAAAAAAAUGGUACUGCUAGACUUUGGAAAUGUAAUCUGGCCAUUUUUCUUCAGUAUUUUGGUGGCUAAAGUGACUGUGUUCUUUUUUGUGUGUGUACUCACACUUCUGGUGGCAAACAGAGAGAGCCGUUUCUCCAAAGCCGGACUGUUUUCUAUAUUUGCCACACAGAGUAAUGACUUUGCUCUGGGGUUCCCUAUAGUUGAAGCUUUGUACCGAAACACCCAUCCUGAGUACCUGCAAUACAUCUACCUUGUGGCCCCCAUCUCCCUCAUGGUCCUAAACCCGCUGGGCUUUGCCUUCUGUGAGGUACAGAGAUGGAGGACUGGUGAACCUCACCAGCACAGCAAGCUGCAUGUGCUGGGUUUGGUGGUCCUUCAAGUUUUCAAGAACCCCAUUGUGUUUAUGGUGGUGAUCGGAGUCAUUUCCCACUUCCUGCUGGGCCAGAAGAUCCCUCCCUUCAUGGAGGAGUUUAUAGAUGGUUUGGCUAACUCAUUUGGAGGAGUGGCGCUGUUUUAUCUGGGUCUGUCCAUGGUGGGCCAGCUGAAGAAGCUCACUCGCUCAACUGUGGUGUCACUUAUUCUGCUCAUCACGGCAAAACUGCUGAUGAUGCCUCUGAUCUGUCGAGGGAUGGUUGAGUUGUUGGACUGUGGAAACACAAGCUCACUGAACCACACCAGUCUUUCAAACUACGCCUUCCUGUAUGGAGUUUUCCCUACUGCUCCAAGUGUGGCCAUAUAUGCGUCCCAUUACAAUAUGGAGCUGGAAGUGGUGACAUCAGGGAUGGUGAUCAGCACAUUUCUCUCCGCUCCCAUCAUGUAUGUUUCUGCCUGGCUGUUGACGAUCCCAUGGAUGGACCCAAUGCAGCUAGCGUCUGCUCUACAGAACGUGAGCUUCAGCAUCAGCAUUAUCAGCCUCUUUGCACUGGUGUGGAGUGUUGCAGUCAUGCUACUGAGCAGGAAGUUUCGCAGAAUUCCACAUAUUUUCACUAUAAACUUGUUUGUGGCACAGUUAUUGGCCUGUGUGGGAAUGAUAGUGUGGAACUUUGUGGCAGAGCAGGAGAAUGUCUUGGGUCAGGUGUUGACCUUUAUCCUACUGUACGGCUCCCUCUACAGCACAUAUAUUUGGCCUGGUCUGAUCGCUCUUUCUCUACUCCUGCUGAGGAGGAAUGAGGAGGUGCAGGUCAGGUCAGGGCUCGUUCUGAUCACUGGCUGGGGUAUUCCUGUGCUGGCUUUGAGUGUCACUCUCCUAGCAGGGGAAAGAAUGCCAAACACUAUUGACUCUGCAUUCUUUUAUGGAAGGACACAGGUGAUGUGCACAUGUGUGGUGUUGUUUGUGAGUAUCGUGGUGUGCGGGGUCUCUCUCAGUUUACUCAGCAGAGGCACACAGGACUAUCACACACUUGAACACAGAUCAUUAUCUGGCAGUGAGGAGGAUCUGAGACCAUCCUAUGACACAAACACACAGCCCACCACGGCAGGCAGCAUCAAUGCAGAGUGUCAGAUGUGUGAGUGUAAGUGUGCUUGUCUGCAGCCCAUGCCUGACAUGAUCACCAACCCCAGAGAGGAAACAUCCAUACAAGCAGGUCAGUGUAGUCAACGAUGUGCGUCCACACACUGUUUGCUGGUUGAAGAGAAGCAGAAGCCGUCAGACAGACAGAACACAGACAUACAUUCAACCAGACAUGUGCUUGUGUGUCUGUUACUCAGCGUCAGUCUGCUCGCUAAUUUCUCCAGCUGUCUCUGGUGGCUCUUUAAUGAAGUCCCUGGCCAGUUGUACCUGGAGCUGCAGUUCUUUUGUGUUGUGGCAAAUUACGGGCAGGGUUUCAUUUCAUUUGGCUUUUUUGGCCUUGACAAGCAUUUGAUUAUCUCUCCAUUCAAAAAGAGGUUAAUGAGCCUGUGGCAGGGCUGGGGUCAGGAGGUCACGGGCUCUGCUGGGUCAGAGGAGAUCAGAAUGACCUGCAGUCAAUUCCUCACGUAUCAUAAGGAGCAGUGCGUCCGAUAUAUUGUUCACAAGAAGAGGUGUGGAGAGUGCAGUACCACACAGGCGUUUCUGGGCAGCGACAUGGUUCACUGGCUGCAGAGCGUAGGAUUGGCUAGUGACCAGGGGGAGGCGCUAACGUACUGCUCACGUCUGCUCAAGGGCAGAGUCAUUCUGCAUAUCACCCAUGAGCACGGCUUCCAGGAUGAAGCCUUGCACUACUGCUUCACAUAGAUGAGACAGUGUUUUGGCCAAUGAGCACAAUGCAUCUGAAUUAUUUAUCCUCUGAUAAUAAAUCAAUAACCAGAUGUAAAAUGAGUUGGUUAAAAUUAUGUGCUUGAAGCACAUGGCCUUCACCUACCUCACAUACUGGAUGGCAAUAACAUUUCAUAACUUUCUGCUGUGUUGAAUUGGCCCCGAGAUAUUCCUGAAUCUGUCUUUAUUUGCCCUAAACAUUCAAACGCUUGUAAAUUUAACUACCAGAAUGGACUGCCUAAUGAACUGAUUUCAGAAAUUAAUAAUGUACGAUUAAAACAUUUGCCAUGGUACUGCCAAUAUCAACAUUGCAGCCUUUUCUUUCUAAACAAGUUCAAGUCAGAUGUUUACAUACACCUUAGCCAAAUACAUUUAAACUCAGUUUUUCACAAUCCUUGACAUUUAAUCGUAGAAAACAUUCCCUCACUUAGGUCAGUAAUGAUCAUUGGAAAUUCCCAAGGAUGAACCAGACAUGUGGAGGUCAACAAUUUGUUUUCUGAGGUCUCGGCUGAUUUCUUUUGAUUUUCCCAUGAUGUCAAGCAAAGAUGCACCGAGUUUAAAGGUAGGCCUUAAAAUACAUCCACAGAUACGCCUCCAAUUCAGAACACUUCCUAUCAGAAGCUAAUUGGCUAAUUGUCUAAAGGCUUGACAUAAUUUUCCAAGCUGCUUAAAGGCACAGUUAACUUACAGUAAACUUCUGACCCACUGGAAUUGUGAUAUAGUCAUUUAAAAGUGAAAUAAUCUGUCUGUUAACAAUUGUUGGAAAUAUUAGUCAUGUCUUGCACAAAGUAGAUGUCCUAAACGACUUGCCUAAACUAUAGUUGCUAAUAUAAAAUCUGUUGAGUGGUUAAAAAAUUAGUUUUAAUGAAUUCAACCCAAGUGUAUGUAAACUUCUGACUUCAUCUGUAAAUGUUGUUAUAAAUUGUCAUAAUGAUGAUUAAAGCAUCAAACAUUAAAGUUAAAAAUCUUUGCCUUGUUCGAAUCAGGUUUAAUAACAAUGUUUUAAAACUACUCAUCCUUUCAGUAAGGACAUGUGUAAUGGAGGACAUUGUUUUUCUCUCUUUUUUUCCUUUCUUUUUUUGUUGUUGUUUGGUUUUUGCACAUUUGAUUAUUUCAAUAGAGUGGACAUUUAGUAAGUUAUUGUCAUGUAUUCAGUCCUGUCAACUUCCAGUUCAUACAAUAAAACUUUUCUCA
Molecule: messenger RNA, 3912 nt
Organism: Xyrauchen texanus (razorback sucker)
Lineage: Eukaryota; Metazoa; Chordata; Actinopteri; Cypriniformes; Catostomidae
Product: integral membrane protein GPR155-like
Exons: 16
Coding region: 262-2697 (811 amino acids)
Biological process (GO): transmembrane transport; intracellular signal transduction
Cellular component (GO): membrane
Source: RefSeq, a predicted model, not a curated record